CGUGUUUCGAACUCCUCUUCGACGAGAUGAUUUUCAAAGCUCCGCUAGCUACACAGACAAUCUGCUGAAUUAUGAGCUUCUCCCGGGCCGUGAAAGAGUCUCCAGCGCUAAGCUCCUUCUCGCCAAGCGGAAAACACUUGGCUGUCCCGUGCACAACAAAAGUGACAAUCUACAACGCCACUACAUUCCAGGAGAUAACUAUACUUUCUAAUGUUGACAUCGUCGACGCCAUCGAGUGGUCUCCUGACUCUAAACUGUUGUUGUGCGUGUUGCUGAAACCUAAGUUAGUCCAGGUGUGGUUCCCGGAGGAUACAUCUUGGAAGUGCAGGAUAUCGGAAGGGUCGCUAGGGCUCAUCUGCGCAUGUUGGAGUCCUGACAGUCAGCACAUCUUAACAACAGCUGAUUUUCAGAUUAGGACGACAGUGUGGUCCCUAGUCGACAAGUCUGUGCUUUACCUGAAGCAAGCCAAGUUUCCUUUGUCACUGCAAUCAUUCAGCCAGUCGGGAGAACACCUGGCAGUAGUUGAGCGAAAAGAUGCGAAGGACUUUGUCAGCAUUAUCAAUUGCAAUACAUGGACUCUCGAACAGAAUUUUCCAGUGGCAACUGAAGAUGUCUCUGGCCUCUUGUGGGCUCCAAAUGCCGAUACAUUUUGCAUAUGGGAGUCUCCAACGACAGGGUUCCAACUCUAUGUUUACAACACUACUGGCAUUCAGAUUGCUUCAUAUGGUCUUAAUGAUGAGAUUAUGGGUAUCAAGUCCCUCUCAUGGUCACACUGCGGGCAGCUGCUACUGCUUGAGAGUUUUGAUGACAAGCUUAUGCUAUUGGAGACAGUUGCUUGGGGCCAGCUGUUCGACUACAUGCUUCCAGAAGUCCUGACAGACGACAGCAUGAUUGUAUAUAAGGAGGUCAAGAAGAAACAAACAAUUAAGAAGACUCCAAAACCUAUUGAGAGCUACUAUGAGGUCCUGCCUACUCGACCGGUGAGCCUUAAAGACCUGAUCAACACCACUGACAGUGGGGAUAUGUUGUCACGAAGAACAGCCGUUGAGCUCAGCGCAAGUCAGAGCUAUGUGGCACGAAUCUCAGCAAUGUUUCCAAACGUCGUUUUCGUCUUGGACGUCAAGAAACUCGUCGUUGCUGCUGUGUUGGUGCAUCUGAACCCUGUAACCUGCAUUACCUGGAACCACCAAUCUGACAGGCUUGCCAUUUGCACUAAUGCAAAACACCUUUGCUUGUGGACGCCAUCGAAUGCACUCACGCUCGAAGUGCCCUGCAAAGGGCCUUUCCACAUCAGGAGUUGCCAGUGGAAUCCCCAACGGAAAAGCCUUGUAGUCCAUGGACAAGAUGCAGCUGUGCUUUGCAGCCUCAGUCACUUAGACUGACUGGAAAGAAGUCCAGCAUACUUCACUCACAAAGAAAGAAGACGAGACAACAAGUUUUAUAUGAAUAUAAGCCUUUUAUUGUAA
Molecule: messenger RNA, 1466 nt
Organism: Dermacentor albipictus
Lineage: Eukaryota; Metazoa; Arthropoda; Arachnida; Ixodida; Ixodidae
Product: WD repeat-containing protein WRAP73-like
Biological process (GO): microtubule anchoring at mitotic spindle pole body
Cellular component (GO): MWP complex; mitotic spindle; microtubule organizing center
Molecular function (GO): protein binding
Source: RefSeq, a predicted model, not a curated record